This is a messenger RNA of Larimichthys crocea (large yellow croaker), 1091 nucleotides long. It is a transcript of the gene senp8, whose product is annotated as SUMO peptidase family member, NEDD8 specific. The transcript is spliced from 2 exons. Bases 241 to 906 code for a protein of 221 amino acids. Gene Ontology annotation, biological process: protein deneddylation; proteolysis. NCBI's taxonomy places the organism in Eukaryota, Metazoa, Chordata, Actinopteri, Sciaenidae. The record is from RefSeq and is a predicted model, not a curated record. Gene Ontology annotation, molecular function: cysteine-type peptidase activity; deNEDDylase activity.
GCUGUAUUUACUCCUGAAUAGAUGUAAAAAUGUAAAUAAGGAUAACCUUAAAAUUCCUGCAGGUAACGCAUCAAAGUGUGAGCCUUUCAGUAAAUGUGCUGCGCGCUGUCACAGCUUCCUGGAGCACUUUACGUUAAGUCAUUGCAAUGAGGGACAAGACUUGGUGAUUUUUUUUUUUUCGUGAUACUUUUUACUUGAAUGUGUCUCUUACAGACUGAUCCUCUCUGACUGUGUUGGAGGAUGGACCCUGUAGUGCUGAGCUAUCAGGACAGCCUGUUACGGCGAUCUGAUGUGUCCUUACUGGAAGGACCUUACUGGCUCAAUGACCAAGUCAUUGGUUUUGCCUUCGAGUACUUUGCUGCUGAGCGUUUCAGAGUCCUGGGGGACACCAUCAUCUUCAUCAGCCCGGAGGUCACCCAGUUCAUCAAGUGUGCCUCUUGCCCCGAUGAGUUAGCCCUGUUCCUGGAGCCGCUGGAUCUCGCCUCUCGUCACUGGGUCUUCCUAGCUGUUAAUGACAACUCCAACCAAACGGCAGGGGGAUCCCACUGGAGCCUCUUGGUCUACCAUCACAAAUCCAACCACUUUGCCCAUUAUGACUCUCAAAACGGCAGCAAUUCGCUGCAUGCACGGCGCAUCGCCAGCAAGUUGGAGCCUUUCUUGGGCGCGGGGAGAAAAGCGCUGUUUGUGGAGGAGCCCUGCCCAUCGCAGCAGAACAGCUAUGACUGCGGCAUGUACGUUAUCUGUAUCGCAGAGGCCUUAUGCGAGAAGGCCAGGGUGGAGGGCUCACCACGCCUUCCUGUGCAAACCAUCACCCCGGCCUACAUUACCCAGAAGAGGGCUGAAUGGUGCAGACUGAUCCAGAGUUUAGCUCAGAGUGACCUUUGCUGCUCUCUGUCUUUUCCUUAGCACGUCGAUUGCCCCUCACUUUAUGCAGAACAGCUGUCAGCCUCUACAUAUCUACUGCUGGAGCAUCUGAAUGCACUCCUUGAAUCUAACUAUAUAUGAAGUAUAUUUCUAUUCCAGUCUCUAUCAUACUCCAAAAUAGAAACAAGUAAAAAAAAAUAAAGCAAUGUUCUGAGUCUUUAAUGAUU